CGUCCACCACCACCAGUAACUCGUCCACCUCCACCAAGGACCACCCGUCCACCACCACCACCUACUUACUUGCCACCUACCAAUAAACCACAGCCCCCAGCACCAAAGCCAACGACCCGUCCACCACCACCAGUGACCCGUCCACCUCAACCAAGGACUACCCGUCCACCACCACCACCAACUUACUUGCCACCUACCAAUAAACCACAGCCACCAGCACCGAAGCCAACGACUCGUCCACCACCACCAGUGACUCGUCCACCUGCACCAAAUACGACGCGUCCUCCACCACCACCAACGACGAGACCACCAGCACCACGUACUACUACUCCCGGACCAACAUACCUGCCACCUACCAACAAACCACAGCCCCCAGCACCAAGACCAACCACUCGUCCACCACCACCAGUAACACGGCCACCACCACCAAGGACUACUCGUCCACCACCUCCACCAACUUACUUGCCCCCUACCAACAAACCGCAGCCACCAGCACCUAAGCCAACUACUCGUCCACCACCACCAGUAACGCGGCCACCACCACCAAGGACUACUCGUCCACCACCACCACCAACUUACUUGCCACCUACCAACAAACCACAGCCACCAGCACCAAAACCGACAACCCGUCCUCCACCACCACCAACAACACGUCCACCACCACCACGGACCACUCCAGCUCCAACAUACUUACCACCUACCAACAAACCACAGCCUCCAGCACCUAGACCAACCACACGUCCACCACCACCGGUGACACGUCCACCAUCACCAAAGACGACAC
Molecule: messenger RNA, 784 nt
Organism: Rhagoletis pomonella (apple maggot)
Lineage: Eukaryota; Metazoa; Arthropoda; Insecta; Diptera; Tephritidae
Product: extensin-like
Exons: 1
Source: RefSeq, a predicted model, not a curated record